AUGUCCUCUGCUCAAGAUUCCGCCACCAAGAUCUGCAUCGACAAAUUCGAUGGUAAAAAAUAUGCGACGUGGAGCCGCUACAUGCGCGGCGUGUUCCUGACCAAGUCGACGUGUGACGAGUAUGUCAAGACGAACUACAUUGCGAUCGGCUUGAUGCUGCCUCAGAUGAGCGCGGAUUACCAUGAUGUGGUUGAUGAGUGUAAAGAAGCGUGGGUUGCGUGGGCACGGUUGAAGACUCUCUACGGCGGAUCUCAGAAGGUGGGAUGCAUCUACUUGAAGCGCCAGCUGUUCAGCAUGGAGAUGGAGGAAGGCGGCAAUGUCAUGCAUCAUUGCAACAACGUUCUCAACAUCAGCGCUAAGUUCAGCAGCAUCGGCGCUAAGAUGGAGGACAAAGACGUGGCGAUCCGCUUGUUGCGCAGUCUCCCCAAGAGCUAUGAGAACGUUGCGUUGUAA
Molecule: messenger RNA, 453 nt
Organism: Peronospora matthiolae
Lineage: Eukaryota; Oomycota; Peronosporomycetes; Peronosporales; Peronosporaceae
Source: the annotation of a GenBank genome assembly